Molecule: messenger RNA, 1673 nt
Organism: Pleuronectes platessa (European plaice)
Lineage: Eukaryota; Metazoa; Chordata; Actinopteri; Pleuronectiformes; Pleuronectidae
Gene: rtf2
Product: replication termination factor 2
Exons: 8
Coding region: 109-951 (280 amino acids)
Biological process (GO): site-specific DNA replication termination at RTS1 barrier; mitotic DNA replication termination
Cellular component (GO): nucleus
Source: RefSeq, a predicted model, not a curated record
UCAAUUCACUCGGAGUUUGUUUACAACCCGGUGACUGCCUGUCUGUGUGUAGUUGUGACGCACAUCGAGCUAACCCGGUGUUUAGACGUCUCAGGUCGGCUUUUCAAGAUGGGAUGUGACGGUGGUACCAUUCCCAAACGACACGAGUUGGUGAAAGGCCCGAAAAAAGUCGAGAAGGUCGAUAAAAAUGCAGAGUUGGCCGCCAAAUGGAAAUACUGUGCCUUGAGCCAGGAGAGACUCAGACGUCCCAUCGUUUCCUGUGACCUGGGAAGGCUCUUUAACAAAGAUGCCAUCAUUGAAUAUCUUCUGGAUAAAACUGCAGAGAGACCCAACACUGAGACUGUUACACACAUCCGUGGGAUAAAGGACAUAAAAGAGCUGAGCUUGACCGAUAACCCUGAGUGGGAGGGAGAAAGACGAAAUGCUAAAGGAGACCGUUAUGAGGACAUCAACUGUGGCUUGUUUAUUUGCCCUGUUGUUGGGUUGGAGAUGAAUGGCAAGCACAGGUUUUGUUACCUGCAAACAUGUGGCUGUGUCUUCUCAGAGCGGGCCCUGAAGGAGGUCAAGACAGAAAUCUGCCAUAAGUGUGGGGAUCCGUUCAAACAAGAGGAUAUCGUAUUUCUCAAUGGGUCCAAGGAGGAGGGGGAGAAGCUGAGGGAGAAGAUGGAAGCAAAGCGAGCCAGCGCCAAAACAAAGAAAUCAAAGAAGAGCAAAGAAGCUGAAACUGUGUCUACACCAGCAGUUCUCCAGCCAGACGAGGCUGGACCCUCCACAACCUCCAGCUCCGCUGAAGACACACAGUCCUCAACAGCGUCCGGCAGCAAGAGGUCCAUCCAGAAAAUGGAGGAGAGGUCUGAAGUCUUCAAGUCCCUGUUCACGACCCACAGCUCCGCCAAGCGCACUAAAGCUCAGACAUCGAACUGGGUUACCCACACCCCGUAUCACUUCUAGUAACUCUCACCCAGUAAAGCAGAGACCACCAUUUUUAGAUUGUUCCAGAAAUGGUGACCCAUUUACGAUAGAUUACUGAUGAAUCUGGUUCAGCAAACCAAGCUCACACACACACACACACACACACUCUCACCCUCACCCUCAAUCAAACUGUCCUUACAAUGAGAGUUUGGAACCAAUUUGGCGCUCAAAAAAAAUCCAAAGAGGAGUAUAUGCAAACAUGUACACAGACACAAACAUACAGUCACACCCACAUUACUCUCAUGACCUUUUAAUAAUGCCAUCAAUGUGUGGACCUAUUCCCUUCUUGUCUCUCCGAUCCCCAGCAGCUCAGUGUUUACAUGUUGUGAACAUUUUGUUAAUGGCUCCCCAAGCUGUCCAGACUCUUUGUUUUGUCUCCUAAUGCCUCCCCCACGUAUUCCCCUCCAUCAUUGUGUCCUAAGGCACCGGUGCUUUGAGAAUUGAUGCCAGGGUGACUCCUUCAUCACUGUCACUCUGCCGUCUCCUAGUGGACAGGCUAUAUAUAGGCUUGAUGUCACACAUCUCUAUAGCAGCUCGUAAUGGGUGUUCUUAUUGUUUUUAUUAAUUUCUUCAGACAAUUGGACUUUUUAAUGGAGAUUAAAAAAUGUUCUGUUCUUCUUGUUUCAGUUGGACAGUCAGACCUUUUUUCUUUUCUUAUUUUGGAUCUUCUGAGCGAAUGUCAAAAUAAAUUUUCUAUUCAA